AUGCUCGCGGCGCAUCGUGACCAGGAGAAUCUGGUGCACACCACCCAGGUUCCUACCAAGCAGCAGCCAAAGACGCCUGGCGCCAGAUAUCCAAAGACGCCUCUUGGGUUCCGCAACAAUGACGAGAAUGCACCAACCGCCUUUGCGGGCAAGACUGGGAUGGGAGGGGGAGCGGGGACGACCAUCAGGGCCGGAGGAAACGAGAAGCUGAUGGCAAAGGGUACUGGCAAAGGACCGGCAAUGGUGACGCCCAUGGAGACGCGCCCCAGGGCCCCCUUGGGAAACAAGACGACCAACGUCAAGGCUAGGGCCGAUCGAAGCGCCGGUGCCAAGGAAGUCGAGAAGACGCAGACGAAGCAGGUCACUGUCCAGAAGCCAAAGCAGAAGCCCGCCGAGCUCGUGCCAGCCAAGCUCUCGAUUCUUCCUGACGGCGAAAGCCCUUGUGACGAUGGGGAGGAGCCGGAGUAUGCCCCCCCUCUGCCCACUCCGCUACCCUACGAGUCCGACGUGCUCCCAAAGGGCGGCUUGACUUUUGAGGGCCUCGGCAAGAACUUUCUCAAAGGGUUCUACCAACAUUUCCACAACCCCGUCGACGACAACGGGGUAUCACGCGAGGAGGCCAAGUUUCGAGCAGAGAUGCAAGCAGUGUUGAAGCAGGCUGAGGAGCGCAACGAACGCGAGACUGCGGGCCUGGACUGGAACAUUGAGGAUCUUGUCGAGACGGAAUCGUCGACGCGUCGGAAGCCUGAGCCGGACAGGGAAUCGGUGCCUUCUCGGAGCAGGUUGAUCAAGAGAGCCCCUCAGAAGAAUCCUCCCACCCUCGCGUCAAGGAGAGCGGCAUCGGCAUUGGCCAUUCCGACCGACAGCAAAAGGCCGGUCAUGGCCGCCGGGCCACCAUCGAGGAGCGUUUCAACUAGGAGACCGCUCUCGGCGUUGAUUGCCGGAAGCAAAGCGAGGAAGCAGCCUCCCGUGCCUCAGCCCGCGCUCCUGGGCAACUCGGCUGGAGAAGUAGCGUCGAGGACGACGAUUGGUUACAACAAGGGCCGGACGGCUUCCUCCAUGAUUCAAUCACAAGGUGGCAGCCAGGCCAGCCGACUCGGGCAGGCGGCAAAGCCCAGCGGCACACAGGAUGCGGACCUCGAGCUCACCGUGACGCCGGCUCGCAUGCGCCAGGCUACAUCGGACACGCAGUCGACUGCGGAAGCGCUGCCCCAGCCCCAGUUCCUGUCGAUUUUCGGUGACGUCGACGACGAGGACCUGCCCAGCCAAGCGACUCCGUUCUUGGGCUCGGACGACGAAGACGACGAAUUUGAGCUCAUGCUGACGAUCUGA
Hirsutella rhossiliensis is the source of this 1332-nucleotide messenger RNA. RefSeq lists its product as uncharacterized. The transcript is spliced from 2 exons. The coding region runs from base 1 to 1332 and encodes 443 amino acids. The record is from RefSeq and is a predicted model, not a curated record. Lineage: Eukaryota; Fungi; Ascomycota; Sordariomycetes; Hypocreales; Ophiocordycipitaceae.